This is a messenger RNA of Aspergillus tanneri, 1257 nucleotides long. RefSeq names its product M20 family metallopeptidase. The transcript is spliced from 4 exons. Bases 1 to 1257 code for a protein of 418 amino acids. Gene Ontology annotation, molecular function: dipeptidase activity. Lineage: Eukaryota; Fungi; Ascomycota; Eurotiomycetes; Eurotiales; Aspergillaceae. The record is from RefSeq and is a predicted model, not a curated record.
AUGAAGAUUCCAGAGACCCAGGUGCGUUUUAUUGAAAGCGUUCAGACCGCACUUUGCAAAUAUGAGGCGCAGCUAAAAACCAUCAACAACCAAAUCUGGUCGAAUCCAGAGCUUGCUUACGAAGAGUACAAAGCCCACGAUCAUAUCUGUGAAUUGUUUGAUGGCCUCAAGACUGAGGGUUACCAAGUCCGCCGUAGCGCCUAUGGAUUAAAAACCGCUUGCGAAAUCGAAUACACCCAUGGUUCUGGUGGUCGAGUGGUAACGUUCAAUGCCGAAUACGACGCGCUUCCUGGAAUCGGCCAUGCAUGUGGACACAAUCUAAUUGCAACCAGCUCCAUAGCUGCGUUCAUAGCUACCUGCGAAGCCAUCAAAGCACAAUGUCCUGAUGGACCCGGCUGCACGGUUCGUCUUCUCGGUACUCCAGCGGAAGAAUCCGGUGGUGGGAAGGUACAGUUGCUGGAAAAAGGCGCGUAUAAAGAUGUGGACGCAAGUCUUAUGGUACACCCCCUCCCGAUCAUCGCCAACGAUCCGGAACUGUUGAGUAUCGCCACGGUGCUCCCCGGUGGGUUUCUUGCGAAUGACAAAAUCCGGGUGACAUUCACUGGGAAACCUGCGCAUGCAGCGGCCGCGCCUUGGGAAGGUAUCAAUGCGUUGGAUGCGGUGGUUGCAGCUUAUGUGAAUAUUUCUCUCCUUCGACAACAGAUCCUGCCGAGUCAGAAAAUCCACGGCAUUAUUGUUAACGGUGGGAAUCGGCCGAACAUCAUUCCCAUGUCUGCAACAAUGGAUUACUACAUCCGAUCAACGAGUGUCAAGUCUCUGAAGCCCUUGACCGAAAAGGUGAUCAAGUGCUUUGAGGCUGCCGCUACUGCCACCGGAUGCAAGGUCGAAUUCGACUGGGGCGUUUCCUACGCAGAUUUGAAGACAAACACGCCCAUUUGUGAGAACUACGUUUCCGCCAUGCGAGUCAUGGGACACCACACUACGUUCGACAACACGGGUAAAGGCGAUGAGCGAUUUGGCGGAGGGUCCACCGAUAUGGGUAAUGUUUCCUACGCGGUCCCUGGAUUCCAUGGGAUGUUCGCUAUCCCCACAGACGGAGUGAACCACACGCCUGAAUUCACGAACGGCGCCGGGUCGUCUGAGUCAUAUAAACGUAGCAUUUCUUGUGCGGCAGGAAUGGCAGUAGUGGCGUGUCAAAUCUUGGUAGACGAUCAAUUCGCCCGAGAGGUGAAGGCAGAUUUUGAGAAAGACCUAUAA